GCACAGAGCUCAGAGCCCCUGCCCUUCCCCCGCCCCCACCACCAGCCCUUCUUCUCUUCUCAUUAGCCGACGAAAACCAACCCCAAAAAGAAAUCCUUUCACCUUCACCCAAAGACCCAAUUCUGUCUUCUUCUUUCUUUAUUCAAUUCGUUCAAUCUCGCUCACUCUCAUUCUUGACUUUCUUGUUUCGAUCGGAUCUGGGGGAAGGAUUGAGGACGGACAGGGCAGCAGGGAGAAAGGGAGGAGAGGAGAGGAGAGGAGAGGAGAGAGCUCCCCCACCCUGUUCACAGAGAAAAGCCACUGUCCUUCUGCCCCUCUUCUGCCUCAUCACACAAAGCUGUUCCGCUUUCUCCUUUGUCAUCUGAGGUUUCUUUUUUCAUCUAGGUCUCUCAUUUAUUCCUCCAGCCUUUUCACACAAGUCAUGAGACCCUGCUUUCCGUCCAUUGCUGUUCCAAGGCUGUGAUCAGUGCGACGAAAUAAUUGCUUGAUGGAUUCACUUGUUGAUGGAGCCAUCGCUCCGUCAUUGAUAUCUCAGAAUUCAGUAGCUUGCGGCAAAGCUUCUUCAUCGUCGGGCACUCCUCGGUCCUCUCGCCCUCCAUCUCCUAGACAACCUCGGAGCGAGACAUCCUCAUCGUCCAGUCAGAACACAAGAACAAUCCGGCAACCAAACCGGUCGUCCCCUGACCAGAAGCAUCCGGACAAGCCCCACUGUACUACUCCAAGUGGAGAAGAAUUGCCCAGCUUGGCAAAGCAGUUCUACAGCCAGAACAAGACUGGCGUCACUAAUAAAACUCUAGAGCCCUCUUCCAAGAACCCCGAGCCAUUGACAAAGCCUAAAUCUUUGUCUAAGCAAUCUAGUGAUAAUGAUUCCGAGAAUUCUGACUCGAGCACCUUACAAGAACCUGAAAGCAACGGGCACCAACAGGGCAACAGGCAUUUAAAACCUCCGUUACCAGAGACUAACUUCUGUUCGAGUCCUCAGAAUAGCUUAUAUGCCGCAACUUUAUACACAGAAGCCAAGGAGAGCUUCACAAACACGGAAGUUAGCGAGUCACUUAGCAGCGUUGAGAAAGCUGAUGUUGUUGAGAGCAGGAAGACAAGCAUUUAUCGGGGAAGCACAGGGAGUGAUCUGAGCGAUGAGAGCAGCUCAAGCAGCCUAAGCAGUGCAAUCUACAAACCACACAAGGCCAACGACGUUAGGUGGGAAGCAAUACAACUAGCCCGGUCCCAUUAUGGAGUUUUGGGCUUGGAUCAUUUUAGGCUGCUAAAGAAGUUGGGAUCUGGAGAUAUUGGGAGUGUUUAUUUGUCCGAGUUGAAAGGAACAAGGAGUUAUUUUGCGAUGAAGGUUAUGGAUAAGGCCGCUCUUGCAGGGAGGAAGAAGCUACUGAGGGCGCAGACAGAAAGGGAGAUCUUGCAGUCUCUCGACCAUCCUUUUCUUCCAACUCUGUACGCUCAUUUUGAAACCGAAAAGCACUCUUGUCUAGUCAUGGAGUUCUGUCCUGGGGGCGACUUGCACAAUCUCAGGCAGAGGCAGCCUGGGAAAUACUUCCCCGAGAAUGCUGCGAGGUUUUAUGUGGCAGAGGUCCUCCUUGCAUUAGAGUACCUCCACAUGCUUGGGAUCAUCUACAGAGAUCUAAAACCCGAGAACGUCCUUGUGCGAGAAGAUGGCCACAUUAUGCUUUCAGAUUUCGACCUCUCCCUCAGAUGCGUCGUCUGCCCAACUCUGGUCAAAUUCUCGAACUCAGGCCUUGACCCAAAGGGCUCAGGCUACUGCGUCCAGCCUGCCUGUAUCGAACCGCCAACUUGUGUCAUGCAGCCUGACUGCAUCCAGCCAGCCUGCUUCGGGCCCCGCUUUUUAUCUAGCAAGUCCAGGAAGGAGAAGAAAGUGAAAGCCAAGCCCAAACCCAGGAAUGAGGUGAACCAUCAGGUGAGCCCGCUUCCGGAGCUCAUUGCGGAGCCCACAAGUGCCCGGUCCAUGUCCUUUGUGGGCACCCACGAAUACUUGGCCCCCGAGAUCAUCAAGGGUGAGGGCCAUGGGAGUGCGGUGGACUGGUGGACCUUUGGGAUAUUCCUAUACGAACUUCUCUUCGGGAAGACGCCCUUUAAGGGGCAUGGGAACCGGGCAACAUUAUUCAAUGUGGUCGGUCAGCCCCUGAGGUUCCCUGAGUCGCCCUCUGUCAGCUUCGCAGCACGGGACUUGAUUAGGGGCCUGCUCGUGAAGGAGCCCCAGAACAGGCUGGCCUACAGGCGUGGGGCAACUGAGAUCAAGCAGCAUCCGUUCUUCCAGAGCGUGAACUGGGCAUUGAUCCGAUGUGCGAGCCCACCCGACGUGCCCAAGCCAGUGGCAAUUGAUUUCCCGGUGGGCCCACCGAGCGGCCCUCCUCCUCAACAGGUGGCCCCUGCACCUGGGGAGGUCCCGGGCAUUGAUAUGAAGCCUGCGGGUAAUUAUUAUGAGAUCGAUUUUUUCUGAACCUCUUCGCGGGACACAUAUCUCUCUGUCCCUCUCCGUCCGUCAAUUUCUCCGAUUGUCUUUCGUUGUACCCUCAAAUGUAUAUCGUGCUUCGAUAGCUCAUCCUGUGUUUCGAGGGGGAUUCGAUGUUGUAUUGUUCCUACUUCACGGUUGUUUGUAGCUGCUCCUACAUUGUAUUGAGACCGGAACAUCACUGACUCUUCCGUCUGUUUGUGCAAAAUGAGGAAAUUCAGGAGUUUUCCCUGCGAUGUCACUUUUGACGU
Punica granatum (pomegranate) is the source of this 2733-nucleotide messenger RNA. The record is from RefSeq and is a predicted model, not a curated record. Lineage: Eukaryota; Viridiplantae; Streptophyta; Magnoliopsida; Myrtales; Lythraceae.